AUGGAGGACGAUGACAACAACUCUGAUGAGGUUGACGUUAUAUUGGGUUCAACAAUUUCUCAAUCUCCUCCCUCUUAUUGGGGUUAUUGUUCUUCAAAACACCCAAAACCUCAUCAGCUUACGAAAGCAAAGCAGAAAGAGGCAUUAAAGGAAUGCAAAAUUGUCGAAGGAGACGCGGAGGAUCUCCCAUUCGGUACUGAUUAUGCCGAUAGAUAUGUAUCUGCUGGGAGUAUAGAAUAUUGGCCAGACCCACAACGUGGCAUCAAGGAAGCCUACAGGGUGUUGAAACUUGGAGGGAAGGCAUGCCUAAUUGGUCCUGUGUACCCAACAUUUUCGCUGUCUCGGUUUUUUGCAGAUGUGUGGAUGCUCUUCCCAAAAGAGGAAGAGUACAUUGAGUGGUUUGAGAAGGCUGGAUUUAAGGAUGUUCAACUGAAGAGGAUUGGCCCAAAAUGGUACCGUGGUGUUCGUCGCCAUGGACUGAUCAUGGGAUGUUCUGUUACAGGUGUCGAAUCUGCUUCUGGGGAUUCUCCUUUGCAGUUUCAUGUGCUCGAAAUCUAUUUUGUCACUAUGAUUCUUCUGCUUGUCUAUCUUGAUUUGUUUUGGGUUUAG
This is a messenger RNA of Camellia sinensis, 609 nucleotides long. The record is from RefSeq and is a predicted model, not a curated record. NCBI's taxonomy places the organism in Eukaryota, Viridiplantae, Streptophyta, Magnoliopsida, Ericales, Theaceae.